ACCAGCAUAUUUUUUUUUAAAUUAAAAUCAAACCAAAAUGAAUAUGCCCGAAGUGACUAGAUGUUUCGGUACUUUUCCUCCAAAAUACGCAACUUAUUUGAUCGCCCUAUUUGGCCUAGGUUCCGGAGGGGUCGGUUUGGCAGGAAUAAUACUCUACGGUAUAAUAGAAAAUGCGUUAUUAGUUUACAUACUAGGACGCCGACCGAGAGUGGAUGAAACUUUAAAAAAAGCUGUAUUAUUAACGAUUGGCUUGUCAUCUUUACUACUGACGGUAGGGAAUGCCCUUUUAUUUGUGGGUGCAACUUCUCAAUCCCGAGGAGCGUUAUCUGUAGGCGUCUGGACUUUAUUGGCAAUGUGUUUACUUCUCAUAUUUGGGGCUAUAAGUGCCCCUGUAUCAUGUUUCUUCAUUAAAAACGCAUGUAUAAUAAAGAAAAUAUCUACUGUCACCAUGGUUCUAACUUCCAUUGUUUUGACAAUAUUUAUCGAGGUAUGGCUUUACUUUUUGGUGGUCGCCCAUAACUAUUUAAUUCAAUUAUGAAGUGCCUUAGUAUGAGAAAUUUAU
Nymphalis io (European peacock) is the source of this 562-nucleotide messenger RNA. RefSeq lists its product as uncharacterized. The transcript has a single exon. The coding region runs from base 38 to 538 and encodes 166 amino acids. NCBI's taxonomy places the organism in Eukaryota, Metazoa, Arthropoda, Insecta, Lepidoptera, Nymphalidae. The record is from RefSeq and is a predicted model, not a curated record.